Fraxinus pennsylvanica is the source of this 624-nucleotide messenger RNA. Lineage: Eukaryota; Viridiplantae; Streptophyta; Magnoliopsida; Lamiales; Oleaceae. The record is from the annotation of a GenBank genome assembly.
AUGGCUUCCACAACCCAUAUACCCUUCUCUCCCCUUCUUUCUAUCUCUAAAAACCCAAUUAAAAAAUCCCAGAUUGUUGUCUAUUUCACCAAACUGCGACUUCCGGUGAAAACUCACGCAACGGGCACGGAUUUGGUCGGCGAUUUUGGAGCCAGGGACCCGUUUCCAGCAGAGAUAGAGAGCAAUUUUGGUGAGAAAGUGCUGGGAAAUGUAAACACUGAGCAUAAGAUUUUGAUUCCAACUGCCGCCGCGCUGUCUCUUUCGCAACAACUGUGUACUCCCAUUUCUCAUCUUCAGCAACCUAUGCCUGAGGAUGAAGCCAAAAAGAUGCUGUUCAAGGUUGUUGGCUGGAGAAUUGUACAUGAAGAUGGCGGUAUAAAGCUUCGGGGUUUAUGGAAAUUGAGGGAUUUCAAGUGUGCGGUUGAACUCAUUAAUAGGAUAUGCAGGGUUGUAGAGUCCACGGGGCAUUUUCCUACUCUUCAUCUAGAGCAGCCCAACCAAGUUAGAGCUGAACUAUGGACUGCUUCAAUUGGAGGUUUGAGCAUGAACGAUUUCAUUGUUGCUGCUAAAAUAGACGAGAUACAAACAUCAGAUCUAGUCCCCAGAAAGAGAGUUUGGGCAUGA